Molecule: messenger RNA, 1564 nt
Organism: Fundulus heteroclitus (mummichog)
Lineage: Eukaryota; Metazoa; Chordata; Actinopteri; Cyprinodontiformes; Fundulidae
Product: DBIRD complex subunit ZNF326
Exons: 11
Coding region: 112-1422 (436 amino acids)
Cellular component (GO): nucleus
Molecular function (GO): DNA binding; zinc ion binding
Source: RefSeq, a predicted model, not a curated record
CCACCUGUUGGUGGGUACCUGGUACAGCAGCAGUAGUUUGUUAGCGAACGAGAUUAGCCUGCAGCACAGGCCCUUUUCAGAGACAGCAUACCAGAAGCUUUUGCAGAAAUAAUGAAACGCUUUACAGGAUCUCAGUUUCAACCCGUAGCUAGACCCAUAGCAGCUGCUUCGGGAUUCAAACAGGCGCCACCUCUAAGAGUCCCCCAGAAUUUUAUUGAGGCCAUGAAACGCAUUUCUGGAACACCUGACGUGGCUCCCAAGACUCCGGCAAAGAGUCCUGCAGUGGAAGUACCUGCUGGGAAAUGGAAACCUGCUUUCCAGCCUGUUGAUCAGAAGGACAAGAACUCUGAGGGCCAAAACCCAAGUGAUGCAAAGAGAGCUGAGCUGUAUGACCCAGUCAGCCCUCUGUCAUCUGAAUCUGAGGCUGAGACUUCACAAGCUCCAGUCUGCCAGCUCCCCCCGCCUGUCCAGGGUAGCAGCCCGGUACGCCAGCGUGUGACUCCCGACAGAGACAGCAGGCGCUGGGAGCCGCCUUUUCCCGAGACGGCGAACCGUCCGCUCGAUAGACGGGAAUUUGUGCCGACAGCCAGAGCCACAGAGAGCCGAGACUUGAGCCCGGGCCACAUCCUUCCUAAAAGCCGUGCUUAUAGCCCAGGAAUAAAAGUACUUGAGCGUCCAGGUUAUGAAUUCCCCGGUGGACCUCCGGAGCCGAGAGUUCACAGUCCGGACAGACGUCUUCACGGCUCGCCCACCCAGAUUAUUCCUGAAGCCUCCAGAGGACCAAGGACCAAGGGAGAGGAGAGGAAACCACUUCUUGAAUAUCCAAGAGAGAUGAGCGCUACUCUCAGGGUAUCUCCACCUAGGUUAAAACGAGACCAUCAACAACUGGGAUACAUAGAAAGAGGACCAGAUCAAGAGGCAGCUCCUCCAAAGCUGACGAGGACUAAGGGAGAAAAUGCGAAACUGGACAAGUGUCCCGUCACCUGUGACCUUUGUGACGUAGAGUUGUCCAAUGCACAGGAGCUGGAGGACCAUUUGGACAGCAAAGGCCACUGGGAUACGCUGGAGCACAUCCAGCGGAGCAUUAAAUACGAUGACAUGGCAAUAGCAUUUCUACAGGAAGUGAUGGUAUAUAAAAGCCAGCACUGUAGCCGAGCAGUAGAAGCAAAUGCGUUUCCAGGUCUGCAGGAGAACCACCACAUGACAAAGGUGGAAAUGCUUCAUUGUGCUGCCUGUAAGGUCCAUGUGUCCACGUCUGCAGCUGAGGUCCAGGCUCACGUCUCCUCACUGGAACACCUGUCUAACACAAAGGAAUUUGAAGUGCAGCAGAGACUUUCCUGCCUCCACAAAGCAGAGGCCAUGCUCAAGAAGCUACAACCCCAGUUUGAAAUGUUCUUGAAGGGAGCCUCCCCAUUUGAGUGAAAUGGAGGACUGUCUCCAAUAUACGGUUAAGGACCUCGUCAACUGAAGCCCAGCGAACAGAACCACUCAACUGGACUGGCAGUACUCGUGUACAUCACCUCCACUUGUCACAAGCUCAAUAAAAUACUGUCUCGUUUUUGUA